Messenger RNA from Hemicordylus capensis (graceful crag lizard), 2776 nucleotides. Its product is annotated as mesothelin-like. Gene Ontology annotation, cellular component: cell surface. Lineage: Eukaryota; Metazoa; Chordata; Lepidosauria; Squamata; Cordylidae. The record is from RefSeq and is a predicted model, not a curated record. Gene Ontology annotation, biological process: cell-matrix adhesion. Bases 349 to 2604 code for a protein of 751 amino acids. The transcript has 23 exons.
GGGACCUCUGUUUCUUAACAGCUAUGGCGGGGAGCAGACAGGGGCUAAAAUCUGGUGCAGCCGGUGUCUCCAUCUAAGAUCCUCCAAAACCGUGAGGCCACCAGAAUUAACAUAUGUACAUGCACCAUCCCGUCCAGUGCACUGUUCCAUUUGACCGUUCCCCAAGCCCCUGGUAAUGGCUGCCGCUUGACAUCUGUCCUCGCGUUUCAAACCACGUUAUGAGAAGCAGGAGGCUGGCACAGCCCAUGAGAAGCAGAUCGCUCACCGAAACCUGCCCCCUUCAACCUGACACACCAGGCUGCAGCAACGUGGGUAGAUUCAACCACGUGAAGAGAUCCUUUUGGAAUAAUGCUAAGGUUAUCCCGAAUCUUUAGCUGCUUUCUUGUGAUUGGUUGGGCAAUGGCCACCAUGGCCGGUUCUAAGCCAAUAUAUCCGUGCAACCUCCAGUCUAAAACAGCAGCUGCUGAUUUUCCCCCCGUGAAAAGAAUCAACAAAGCAAAGCCCUCAAGUGAAGCAAGUGGUGUUCCUUGUGUCUCCUCCAUGUGUCCUCAGAUUAUGGAUGGACGGAGCCUCAAAGCACUUGGGAGUGCGGUGGCUGGGCUGAGCAGCAGCAAGCUGAAAACGGUGCCUCCCCAAGCGGUCCUGGAUGCUGUGAAAGAUCCGCGUUUUGCCAGGCAGCUGGAAAUGCUGUUGCCUUCCCUGAAAACUGUGUUUGUGGAAAAGCUCAUUGCUGCUGUGGAUCCAUUAAGCGACUUGUUGAAAUAUGUCCCAAAUGGGCUGGUUCCCUAUAUACCAAAACCAGUACUGGCCCAUGGUGAUGAAUUCAGCAUCAGCGAUCUCAAUCGCAAACCAUGGACCCCAGAUCAGGCCGCCAUGUUCUUUGAUGAUAUCCUCAAGUCCGGCUCUAAUUUCAGCAGCCUGUCCCCCUCUGUCUUGAAAGGCUUUACCUGCGCAGCGGCCAGUUACAUGGACACCAAGGGAUUCCAGCAGUUCACCAUCGCCAUUAAACAGAAGCAAGUCCAGCUGAACAUAGAGCAGCUGAGGUGUCUAGAAAGGUUCUUGGUACUCCAUAACCUUUCAAGAAGUGUCAAGGCAUUCCCUACGGACCUGUUUCUGAUUUUGAGUCCGGAAAACAUGGCUGCAGCUGGGAACUGCAAAGACUAUACCAUUCAGGUUGGGAGCGCCAACAUUGACUUACUGGAGAAAGGUUCCUUGCAACGGAGGAGGCUGCUGCAAAUGGCCCUGCUUUGCCUGAAAAUCUUUACCCCACGCGUGAGCAAGGAAAAUGCAGGCAUCUUGGGCCACUUGGUCUGCGAUCUUGAUGACACUUACAUCAGGGAAACUGGCGAGAACUUGCUAAAGCAACUAAGCCACUGUCGGUCCUUUUCUCCGGAUCAAGUCAAAGCAAUUCAAGAGAUGCUCCUCAGUGGAUACACCCAUGUAGGGUCUCCUUCAAAGUGGUCAUUCUCUACCCUGGAAGAACUUAGUGGUUUGUUCCAUCUCUUUGACCAUAACAUCCUGAAACAGAUCCCUCAGAAUAUCUUAAUCCCAUGGCUCAAAUGCUUCAUACAUACUUCUCACCUGCCGAGAUCACAGCUGGCGGUCAUUGUGAAAAACCUCCAAUCGUACAGGACAAAACGUGCUUCUGGAUGCCCACCUAUUAAAACCAUCACAGAGGAGGUGGUGAGGGACGAUCUGAUGCCAAUUUAUUAUUCUCCUGCGGAACUCCGGGCGUGUUUGAGAGGGAGGAUCCUGGAGAGCCGUCUGGGCAGUGUGACGCAAUACUCAUUCACCAAUGAGCAAUUGGGAGCGGUCAAGGCAAACCUUGAUGAGGUGUUUCCCAAAGGAUAUCCUGAUCCAAUAACCCGCAAUCUCGGAGGCAUCAUCGAGAUUCUGACGCCUGCUGACAUUAACAUGUUGAACAUCAGCUCAGCGGAGACCCUGGCUGCAUUGCUGUCCAAUUGGCCGCGUGACCACCUGGCUGCCUUAAUGAUUGAGCAAUAUGCUGCUGCUGCAAAGAGCCUGGAUUCGGGAGCUCUGAAUGCCAUUGGCUUGAGAUACAUCUGCCUCCUGAAAGGGUUUAUGUUCAGCAAGAUAGAUGAAAAGGCCAUCAAAUCUGCCUCCUUGGGCACUUCCAGAUGCUCCCAGUCCAUCAAAGAUAAUCUGUACCUCAAAGCCAAGCAGGCUUUCUCUGACCAAAAAGAACAGUUCCCUGAUUAUUACAACCUGAUCAAGCCAUACCUAGGUGGCGCUUCAGGACAGGAGCUGAAGGAGCUCAGUAAACAUAUGGUCAACAUGGACAUCUCUACUUUUUUUACUUUGAGAAGGGAUUCUUUCCUGAGUCUAACAACAGAAGAUGUAAGAGGUCUGUUGGGUAUACAUCUUGAAGACCUGAACAACUAUCAACACAAUCACCUUCUAAAAGAGUGGAUUCAUAAACAGAAGCAGGUGGAUCUGGACCUUCUGAACAUUGGACUCUUUGGAGGAAUUCCAGACCUAGCAACCAGCAGGGCGUCGGCCGCACCCCUUGCCAUGGCUGGCCACAUCCUGCACGCCUUCCCUGCCCUUCUCCUGACUCUUCUGCUGAUCUUCUCCCUUCAAUGAAAUUCUCCAGCUUUAACGAACAAAGAAGAAACCUGGCGGUGACCCCGUCUCCGCAGCUCUGCUGCCAUAUUCUAUGAACUCUCCGAUUGGCCUGAGAAAGAAGACACAGAAAUGCAUUGUGGGGGGAGAGGUGGGGGGUGAGAUUAAAAAAACACCCCUUCUGCCAACUACA